AUGUGCGGCAUCCAUGCCGCCAUAUCAGCGGAUGCAGGUCGCCACCAGUUGUCUCCAGCGCUCGAGCGAAGGCUUCGGAACCGCGGCCCUGACCAUCUUGGAGCCGUAGAGGUGCAGCUCUGUCCAGGCGAGAGCCCUCUUCACUUGACCCUGACCUCGACGGUUCUGUCUCUGCGCGGAGACCAUGUUGCAAAGCAGCCCUUAGAGGAUGCGGAAUCCGGAUCCGUGCUUUGCUGGAACGGCGAGGCCUGGAAGCUCGGCGGGAAGCCCGUCGAGGGCAACGAUGGCGAGGCUGUCUUGGCCCUGCUGACGGCCGCGAGCCGUAACCUUGGUAGCGAGGAUAGUGUCCUCGGCGCCCUGCGAUCCAUCGAGGGACCUUUUGCCUUCAUCUUCCUGGACAAGAGAGCAAGGAAGCUGUACUAUGGGCGAGAUCGCCUCGGGCGUCGGUCACUGCUGCUGAAAAGGGGAGAUGAGUUCCUGCUCUCCAGCAUAGCAGAAGCCCCUGCUGUGGGAUGGGCCGAGGUUGAAGCAGAUGGCUGUUAUACUAUUCAGCUGGAUGGACAAAGCUCACCAAAGGAGCUGAUGCCCAUUCGCCAUGACUGGGACCAGAACAAAGACUUGGUAUCAAGUAUUGGCACUUUCAACGCCGCCAUCCCUACUGCUACGACAGCUCCGUUGAACAGCCAGUCCAUCUCAGUAGCACAGCUACGGGACCAUUUGAUGCAAUCGCUCCAGUUUAGAGUUCUAAACGUUCCGAGACCGCCAAUGGCGGAAACGUCAGAUGCGCGAGUUGCAGUAUUGUUUUCGGGAGGGCUAGAUUGCACGGUUCUGGCCCGAAUUGCCAGUGACAUCAUGCCACCGGGACAAGCCAUUGAUCUUAUCAACGUGGCAUUUGAGAAUCCCAGGAUUGCUUCGCAAAACAAAAACCUGUCCACCGCUGAGCUAUAUGAGCUGUGUCCUGACAGGGUGACUGGGAGAAAGUCAUUUGCAGAGCUGCUAACUGUCUGUCCAGAAAGACAGUGGCGAUUUGUUACUGUAAAUGUUCCAUAUGAGGAGACGUGCGCUCAUCGAGCAGAGCUGAUAGACCUCAUAUACCCCCAUAAUACUGAAAUGGACCUCUCGAUUGCUUGUGCCUUGUACUUUGCCGCAAGAGGACAGGGGAUGGGACAGCUGAGCUCGGAGUUAGAAGCGGCUGAAUCGUAUAGCACAACAGCCCGCGUGCUGCUAUCGGGGCUUGGUGCGGACGAGCUUUUUGGCGGAUAUGUCCGGCACGCCACCGCUUUUACACGAAGCGGAUAUCCAGGUCUAAUAGACGAACUGAAACUAGACGUCGGCCGACUGGGCAAGAGGAACUUGGGGCGAGACGACAGGGUCAUGGCUCAUUGGAGCAAAGAGGUGAGGUUUCCAUAUCUGGACGAGAGCCUUGUCAAGUGGGCGAUUGAGCUGCCUGCGUGGGAGAAGUGCGACUUUGACAACCAGGGGACUGGAUGUGAUUUGGAGCCCGAGAAGAGGGUGCUGCGCCUCUUGGCUGACAGCCUGGGUAUGCACUCUGUGGCGACGGAGAAGAAACGAGCGAUUCAAUUUGGAGCGCGAACUGCCAAGAUGGAGAGCGGCAGGGUCAAGGGCACCACCCUUCUUCUUCCUUGA
This is a messenger RNA of Trichoderma virens Gv29-8, 1647 nucleotides long. RefSeq lists its product as uncharacterized. The record is from RefSeq and is a predicted model, not a curated record. Lineage: Eukaryota; Fungi; Ascomycota; Sordariomycetes; Hypocreales; Hypocreaceae. Bases 1 to 1647 code for a protein of 548 amino acids. The transcript has 4 exons. Gene Ontology annotation, molecular function: asparagine synthase (glutamine-hydrolyzing) activity.